Rhineura floridana is the source of this 4556-nucleotide messenger RNA. RefSeq lists its product as uncharacterized. The transcript is spliced from 6 exons. Lineage: Eukaryota; Metazoa; Chordata; Lepidosauria; Squamata; Rhineuridae. The record is from RefSeq and is a predicted model, not a curated record. The coding region runs from base 306 to 1028 and encodes 240 amino acids. Gene Ontology annotation, cellular component: cytosol. Gene Ontology annotation, molecular function: ATP binding; kinase activity.
UACAUUCCUGUUCAGAGCUUGGAAGUAACUCGUUUCUUUUUUACCUAACGAGUGGGUAAUUCCAUUACCUUUUGCAAGUAAUAGAACGACUAGUAAUUUCACUACUUUUCAGCUGCUACUUUAACGUUUUAGCGUUACGUUUUGACGUUACUUGGGGGUGGGAGCAAUUGGAAGUCUUCAGCUCCUGUGACUGGUGGACACAAGACAUGUGCCUCACACACUUCUGCGCAGCCUCAAUCUUCCCUCGUGCUCUGUGUUAGGAGACACGAGGCAGGGGGCCGUGGAGCGCGAGAGAGAAAAAAUGGAUGGUGGAAAAGAAGGCAGCAGCAGCAGCAGCAGAAAGCAGCUCCUUUGGUCAUUUCCAAGCAAAGGAACAUGAUGUUGCCUCAGGUACAUCAGCAAGAUCAGUUGCAAAUGACAAUUUGAGACGUGGACUGUGUUUGACCAGGGUUUCUGUUACCAAGCUGAACCAUCUGGUGACGAAUCAAUUGGUAACCUGUGGAAUUCCAGCAGUGGGCAUUUCGCCUUUUGGAACUUGGAAAACAGCAAGCAAGAAUGUCAUCCAGGCUGGUACUGAUAUAGUAAAGGAUGUUUUAGACUCAGGUUAUGUUCCAGUUUUACAUGGUGAUUGUGCUCUGGACUUGGAACAGCAUUGUUGUAUCUUAUCUGGAGAUAAAAUCAUUGAGGUUCUUGCUAAGAAUUUCUCUCCUAGACGUGUUGUGUUUCUCACAGAUGUCAGUGGAAUUUACAGCUGUCCACCUGACACUCCAGGGGCUAGGCUUGUGGAUUCCAUUGUCAUUGGCCCUGAUGGAAAUAUGAAGCCACCUGUGAUCACAUCUGCACUGCCACAUGAUAGUACUGGAGGUGUGUCCUUGAAGUUGCAAACUGCUGUAAAUAUAGUUUUCCAGAGUCAUGGAGCCAUUCCAGUUCUGAUCUGCAAACUGGGCAGUGAAGCAGCUGAAAGGGCUUGUUUGACCGGGGAGUUGAAGGAAGGUGAAGGCACCAAGUUUUCUUUCAUGGAAGUGUGAAGACAUUUCUGCAAGGGCCUUAAAGUAGGUGGAAGAAGGAUUUCAUUGAGGUGGUAUGUCAGACCUCCUUUCCCGGUCUGGUCCCGUCACGGAUCUCUCUCAAUCCCACUACUAGGCGUCACUGCCUGACACACUGUAAAGCAAUGCUACCCUGAGACUUAGCCUUAGUCUACUUCUUUAACAGCUUGCUAUUAAGUGUCUAAGUUGAUUUAAGCCACAACCCCCCUGUAUCUUUCUGACGUUAAAGACUACAGCCCUAGGUCACCUUUGGAUACCUGCUGCUGCUACACUAUCCGUUCACCACUGCCACCAUAGCACUCAAAGAGGAGUGGAAUAAACUCAUCUGUGCGUCCAGGUCUAAAAAUUCAAAAAAUUUCUGGUCUAUUAUUUCGUCUGUCUUUAGACCAUUGCCUUCGGUUAUGUGUUCCAUUUCCCCCCAAUUAUGGGAAUGUUAUUUCACGUCCCUGUACCAGAAUGAAUGCUCUAAUGACUUUACCCCUUUUUCUUUCCCCGAUUCCUUUUCCCUCCCGCCAUGGACGCCUGUCACCCAAUCUGAAAUAAGGGAAAUGAUAGUGGGCUUAAAAAAAGGUAAAGCGCCGGGCCUUGAUAAUAUCCCCCCUGAGCUUCUACAAAACUUCCAGGAUUGGUGGACCCCUUUACUUGCUAAGUUGUUUACUAGGUUUAAUGAAUCGGGGCAUUUCCCGCCAUCCUGGCAAGAAGCAAUAGUUAUUCCCAUCUUUAAAAAAAGGGAUAGAGAGGACCCCUCCAAUUACCGUCCUAUUAGCCUUUUAUCAGUUAUUGGCAAAUUGUAUGCCUCCUACCUGAAAGUAAAACUUCAGUACUGGAUGGACGAACAAAAUAUACUUGGCAUGGAACAAGCAGGAUUUAGAAAAGGCUUUUCCGCUUUAGAUCACUGCCUUAUUUUACAUCAUCUUGCGGACAAGUAUAAUAAACAUAAGGGCAAUGGCUUGUACGUCGCCUUUAUUGAUUUAAGAGCUGCAUUCGACUCUAUCCCAUGUGACAAACUUUGGUCGAAACUCUUAAAUUUCACUAUUAAUAAAAGACUUCUUUUUUUGAUAUACCAUCUUCAUCAACAUACAUCUUUGCGAGUAUGUUGUGGGAAGGAUGGCGGUUUAUCAAAUUCCAUCCCCACGUUUACAGGGGUGAGACAGGGAUGUAUUUUGCCCCCCCUUCUUUUUAAUUUAUAUUUAAAUGAUUUGAACGCACAUUGUCUUUCUCCCAACUUCCACAAUCCUAAGAUAGCGUCUGUGUGCUGCCCGUUGUUGCUAUACGCCGACGAUGCUGCGCUUAUUUCACUCUCAAAGAUUGGUCUUAAACGUACGAUAAGGGCGUUUAUGGCCUAUUGUAUAGAGAAUCAAUUAACAAUAAAUUAUGAUAAAACCAAAAUCCUUGUGUUCUCUAAACGUAGAAUUUCUCCAAUUUGGAAAAUUAACGAUCACCAAAUUGCUCAGGUAGCCCAAUAUAAAUACCUUGGUAUUAUUUUCCACUCUUCUUUGAACUGGUCUACUCAUAUUAAAUCAGCGGUAAUGAGAGCAAGGAAUUCUAUAAAGAGCUUGCUUCGAUAUUUUUAUUAUAAAGGAGGGCAAUUUGUGCCAGCGAUUAUCCAGAUAUUCAAAAAUAAGAUUAUUCCCCAACUCUUAUAUGGAGUACCAAUCUGGAUCCACUCCUUGGAUCCUUCAGUUGAAGCCGGGCUCUCUAUCCUGUUACGUCGCCUUCUCGGUGUCCCGAGGUGUGUACCAUCGGCGGCGCUCAGGCUAGAAUGUGGGUUAAUAUCAUUGGAAUGCCAGGCUUGGUUGACGACUGUCAACUAUUGGGUUAAAAUAUCCUCCAAUACUUUCCCGGGUCUUUUAUCCCUAUAUUGGGAUGAUAAUUGGCCUUCUACUUGGAAUAAAAAACUGGAAACAAAAUUGUUGAGAAUGGGUCUUUCUAAAGAUUAUUUAUCUACUCAAUCGCCAAGUGAUGCGCUAAAUAUAAUUCGUACCCGUUUCAAGGCAAAUGCAAUUCAAUAUAAACAAGUGUAAAAUUAUGCAUAUUGGAGCAAAAAAUCUUAAUUUCACAUAUACGCUCAUGGGGUCUGAACUGGCGGUGACCGACCAGGAGAGAGACCUCGGGGUUGUAGUGGACAGCGCGAUGAAAAUGUCAACCCAGUGUGCGGCAGCUGUGAAAAAGGCAAAUUCCAUGCUAGCGAUAAUUAGGAAAGAUAUUGAAAAUAAAACAGCCGAUAUCAUAAUGCCGUUGUAUAAAUCUAUGGUGCGGCCGCAUUUGGAAUACUGUGUACAGUUCUGGUCGCCUCAUCUCAAAAAGGAUAUUAUAGAGUUGGAAAAGGUUCAGAAGAGGGCAACCAGAAUGGUCAAGGGGAUGGAGCGACUCCCUUACGAGGAAAGGUUGCAGCAUUUGGGGCUUUUUAGUUUAGAGAAAAAGCGGGUCAGAGGAGACAUGAUAGAAGUGUAUAAAAUUAUGCAUGGCAUUGAGAAAGUGGAUAGAGAAAAGUUCUUCUCCCUCUCUCAUAAUACUAGAACUCGUGGACAUUCAAAGAAGCUGAAUGUUGGAAGAUUCAGGACAGACAAAAGGAAGUACUUCUUUACUCAGCGCAUAGUUAAACUAUGGAAUUUGCUCCCACAAGAUGCAGUAAUGGCCACCAGCUUGGACGGCUUUAAAAGAAGAUUAGACAAAUUCAUGGAGGACAGGGCUAUCAAUGGCUACUAGCUGUGAUGGCUGUGCUGUGCCACCCUAGUCAGAGGCAGCAUGCUUCUGAAAACCAGUUGCCGGAAUCCUCAGGAGGGGAGAGUGUUCUUGCACUCGGGUCCUGCUUGCGGGCUUCCCCCAGGCACCUGGUUGGCCACUGUGAGAACAGGAUGCUGGACUAGAUGGGCCACUGGCCUGAUCCAGCAGGCUCUUCUUAUGUUCUUAUGUUCUUAAGGAUAUCGAUUUCCAGACUUCAACCAGCAUGGCCUUGAAAAUAUGUUCCCCUCUGUAUUUGAAUUUAAAUUUUGCACCUGGUAAGAUCGCUUCUUACUUAGAUAUGUUAAUAAUUCCUAAGCUACGUGUAGCAUUCUCUAAAGCUAGGUUCAACUCCUCAGACUCUGCGGUUCUUGAAGGAAGGUUUAGAGGGAUUCCAUAUGAACAACGAAUUUGUCCUUGCGGGGUUGGUUCCAUUGAAACCCUUCACCAUUGUUUCCUUUCCUGUUCCUUAUACUCCCAGAUUCGUAAUAAGUUUCUAAAUCCUAUAAUGGCGAAUGUACAUCAUAAAUCCUCUGAUGCUAUGAUUGCUUACCUUUUUGCUGGUUUAGAUAAAGAAAUUACUAUUCAAGUCGCCAAGUUUGUAUAUGUGGCCCAGCAGAAACGUGCUUUCCAUUUAUUGUAGUUAAUAUAUAAGCUCAGUCAAAUAGAGCUGUGUUAUUGCAUCUGUACUCUGUCAUAAGUUGUUGACUGUAAUCCACAUUUUCUCUCUUUUUAAAUAUGGGUCUAUGACCGCAAAUAAAUAAACUAACUAACACUACCACCAUA